UUAACAUACUGUUGCCUGCCUUAACAGCUGAACGCCUAUAUAUAAAUGUUUUUCUUAUCUGUGUUGUUUUAAAAGUGAUAAUGUAUUGUUUUGAAACACUGACCGUUAGUGCCUACGGCACAAACUUUAACGGUAGUAUUCGGGCUUUAACUUGUUAACUGGCAGCUCAACACUGUCUCAUGACAACCAGCAGGCGCGCAUUGCCGCCAGCGUCGCCAAGUGGAAAUAAACAAAAUAAACAAUCGGCAACGUUGGCAGAACAGCGCCGUGUGCCUCUCCCCCAACGCAAGCGAACCAGUUGCCGAUGCCAGCUGCAUGCGGUGCCAGCGUCCUCUCAAAUCUGUCAAAAAAUUUAUUAAAUAUAUAUAUAUAUUUAAUAUAUUUUUAGGCAUAUUGAAAAUCAUAAGUAUAAAUUGUGUAGUUUUCUUAAAUUAGACAUAUUCAGUGAACGCAAUAGUUUAAAGAAUAUAUAAAAAAAAAACUGCAUUUUCAUACAACGCAUAAUUAAUCCAUCAACGUAGUGAAGCCCAACGUUAAGCAUAAUUAUGGCUUCUGUGCGGCUCGUAAAUAGACUUUUCUGUCGAGGGAUUAUUGUGGUCACUCUAUUCCUGAUAUUCUUCAGCGAAGUACUUAUAUACUAUAUAGCACAAUCUAGCUGGAAAUCAAUCGAUUGUAAACUGGAAAACUGCACCCGUCUACUGCUCAUAGCCGAUCCACAAAUCCUGGGCAAUGCCUACGAUCAAUCCCCACACAGUGCACUUGCACGGUACGACCUGGAUCGGUAUCUGAAGAAGACCUUUGAGCGUGCCGUAUCCUUCACACAACCACAUAUUUUAGUUUUUUUGGGUGAUUUGCUGGAUGAGGGUAACAUAGCUACCGCUCAGGAAUACAAGCAAUAUGUGCAGCGCUUCAAGCGCAUCUAUAAAAAUAAGAGGCUAACAAAUUUUCGCAUGAUAUCUGCCUACUUUCAGCGUGUUCAUGUGCCGGGCGAUAACGACAUUGGCGGCGAUGAUGGCGAUUAUAUAUCUAAUUCGAAUCAGAGACGCUUUGAAAAUGAAUUCAUGAGCGAAGAUCUCUUUGACUAUGACAAUCACUUACGUUUCUUCAAAAUCAAUCGCAUGCUAUUGGACUACACGAAUCCCGACAAGGAACAUAACGCUGAACGCCUACGUAUCGGAGUCUCCCAUGCCCCACUGCUAAUUGGCGGUGGGCCGCUGUUGCGCGCCGUUAUUAACGAUUUGGAUCCACAUAUACUGUUUACAGGACAUUGGCAUGAGUCGCGUAUAUUCGUCUAUCCGUCGAUAAAGGCGAUCCAAUUCUAUGAGAACGAUGUGCGGCAUUUCGAUCUGAAAGCCCUGAAAGAGACGGAGCACAGCUACCUGGAGAUAAUGGUGCCAACAUGUUCAUAUCGCAUGGGUAAAUUUAAGAUUGGCAUAGGAUAUGCCGUGCUAGAAAACUACAAUUUAAGCUAUACUGUGCUGUGGCAGCCCAAUCGGUUUAUAUUUCUCUUCAGCUAUCUGUUUUGGGGUCUCUUUGUGCUGUGUAGUGCCAUCGUCUACAAAAUGAUGACACGGUGUCCCUUCCGCGUGGCCAAGCGGCAAUCACAAUAUAGUCGCGUCUCAACCAAUCAUAAUUUUUAGACUUAAAUUACCAACACAUUUUCAAUCAGUACUUUUUUAAUUUCUGUAUAAUGCUAUAGUACAAUUUUGCCAAAUAGGAACUGACAAAGCCAAACAAAAGUUAUAGAGAUUAUUAAAAAUGGCAUAAAUACAAGAA
Messenger RNA from Drosophila mojavensis, 1776 nucleotides. It is a transcript of the gene Mppe, whose product is annotated as metallophosphoesterase 1. Lineage: Eukaryota; Metazoa; Arthropoda; Insecta; Diptera; Drosophilidae. Gene Ontology annotation, molecular function: hydrolase activity. The record is from RefSeq and is a predicted model, not a curated record. Gene Ontology annotation, cellular component: endoplasmic reticulum. The coding region runs from base 546 to 1640 and encodes 364 amino acids. Gene Ontology annotation, biological process: GPI anchor biosynthetic process. The transcript has 6 exons.